Odocoileus virginianus texanus is the source of this 2314-nucleotide messenger RNA. It is a transcript of the gene TSNAXIP1, whose product is annotated as translin associated factor X interacting protein 1. The record is from RefSeq and is a predicted model, not a curated record. Gene Ontology annotation, cellular component: cytoplasm. Lineage: Eukaryota; Metazoa; Chordata; Mammalia; Artiodactyla; Cervidae.
CGAUGGGCUGCUGGGAUCUGGUCGCCAUGGUGACGGACUGUACACUACCACAGCUUCCCAGGCCGCGAGUGCGGGCUGCCAGGCUGCCCGGCUGCCCUAGGGUCAUGGACUCCCCGAACUCGCAAUCCCUCAACUUCCCCACCACGUCGAGAGCACAACUGCGGCCUUUAGGAGUGUCCAUAGAUGAUUCCCUCUUCACAGAUACCAAGAAUACCCAGAAACGCAAGCUUUCUCAGAAACGGAAGACACUGCUGUCCGGUUCGUUCUCCAUCGGUGGCCACCUGUCCCCCUGGCCCAGAUACAUCAGUGACCAGACCAUUCUGCAUAAUCGAAAGCCCUGUUCAGAUGACUACCGGAAGCGGGCAGGUAGCUUGCAGCAGCCCCUGGGCACAACCAAGCCGAGGUACCUGGAGCAGCUUGAGAACUACCUGCGCAAGGAACUCCUCCUGCUGGACCUAAGCACGGAUUCUGCCCAGGAACUAAAGCUGCAGCCUUACAGAGAGAUCUUUGAAUUCUUCAUAGAGGACUUCAAAACAUACAAGCCAUUGCUGUCCUCCAUCAAGAAUGCAUAUGAGGUGAUGCUGGCCCACCAAAGGGAGAAAAUUCGGGCUCUGGAGCCCCUGAAGGCCAAGCUGGUCACUGUGAACGAGGACUGCAAUGAGAGGAUCCUGGCCAUGAGGGCUGAGGAGAGAGAUGAAAUCUCCAUGCUGAAGAAAGAGAAGAUGAAUUUGCUAAAACUCAUUGACAAGGAAAAUGAGGAGAAGAUCUCAUUGCAGACUGAGGUGACCAAGCUGAGGAAGAACCUGGCUGAGGAGUAUCUGCACUACCUCAGCGAGAGAGAUGCCCGAAAGAUCCUCAUCGCAGACCUGAAUGAGCUACGCUACCAGCGGGAAGACAUGUCACUAGCCCAGUCCCCAGGUGUCUGGGGGGAGGACCCCGUGAAACUAACAGUGGCUCUGAAGAUGGCCCGGCAAGACCUGACCCGCACACAGAUGGAACUCAACACCAUGAAGGCCAACUUUGGAGAUGUUGUGCCCAGGAGGGACUUUGAAAUGCAGGAGAAGACCCUCAAGGAACUGCAGGAGCAGCUGGAGAGCCUGAGAGACGACUACGAAGAGGUCCGCAAGGAGCACGAGAUGCUGCUGCAGUUGCACAUGAGCACGCUGAAGGAGCGGGACCAGUUCUACUCCGAGCUGCAGGAGAUCCAGCGCACCUCCACACCACGACCAGACUGGUCCAAGUGUGAAGAUGUGGUGGCUGGAGGACGAGAUCGCUGGCACAUGCUGGCCGAGGGCAAGAACAGCGACCAGCUGGUAGACGUGCUCCUGGAGGAGAUUGGAGAGGGGCUGCUCCGGGAGAAAGACUUCUUCACUGGUCUGGGCUAUGGGGAAUCUAUUCCCCCUUUCCUUCGGUUUGAUGGCAUGGUGGAGAACAAGAAGCCAACCAAGAAGGAAGUGGUAAAACUCCUCAAGAAUGCCUGGAAGGAACGUAUCACUGAGGAGCAGAAAGAGAAGUUCCCAGAUUUCUUCUUCAGUUUCCUGGAGCGCCACUUUGGGCCUGGUGAUGCCAUGGCCUGGGCUUACACCAUCUUUGAAUAUAUCAAGCUCUUCCAUACCAAUGAAGUCAUGAGUCAGUUCUAUGCAGUCUUGAUGGGAAAGAGGAAAGAGAGUGUGUACAUCAAGCAGAUGGAGACCAUAGCACAGCUGCUAAAGGAGAUGACAAACAUUGACAGCCAGAAUGAGGGGCUACUAACCGUGGAGCAGUUAAGUACUGUCCUCAAGAGCGCCUUCCCCUUUAAGAAGGAUGAGAGAAUUCAGGAGCUGAUGGAGACAGCAGGCUGGCAUCCCAGCAUCAGCAAUGCAGACUUGCUCGACUACCGCAUGUUGUUUAUGGAGGAUGAGGAGGGCCAGAGCGUGCCCUUUGUGCAAAAGCUGUGGGAACAGUACACGGUGGAAAAGGAUGAAUACUUAAAUGAGUUAAAGCAGGAGCUGGGCCUGGAACUCAACAAGGAGGUGACCCUACCCAAGGUACGUGAGGCCCUGAUGAACAUUGAUCCCAGCCUGGACAAGCAGACCCUGAACCACUAUUUGAGGCAGGCCUUCCAGCUCCCCAUGACAGAAAUGCCAGAGGAGGGUGAAGAAAGGGAAGAGGGCAUUGUGACACAGCUCCAGACUGCACUAGAACAGCUUCAGAUGAAUGACAUUAGGCGUAUGGGGCCUCGGGAGCAGGAACCUGCAAGCUAAGGCCACCAGGGCAGCCUAAGUGCUCCCAUGCUGCUAACCUCUGAUUGUUGUUAUAAAAUUCUUUGUCUGAA